AAGAGGCGGCGAGGCGCUAUGACAUCACACAUCGUCAAACCUCUUGAGCCGGAUGUAAUUUGACGUUAGCGUGAGGAGAGAAGUUGUUCUUCCGGUGUUGCUUAAACGCGCCGAAUAAAGUACAGAGAUCCUGGUGAUGCCCUGAUUGUCUAAACAGAAAAGCCUCAGCAAUAAUAUUAUGUCGAUUUUUAAAAGGGAGGCGAUUUGGAGCUGAUGGGGGACGAAAAGGACACCUGGAAAGUAAAAACGUUAGACGAGAUCUUACAAGAGAAGAAACGCAGACGAGAGCUGGAAGAGAAAAGCGAUACUAAACGUCCGAAGAACACGGAUGAUCGGGAAUCCAAACGGGACACUCCGGAGGAAGGGGAGCUACGAGACAACAAAAUGGAAAUAACAAUACGUAAUUCACCAUACACAAGGGAAGACUCGACAGAGGACAGAGGAGAGGAAGAUGAAUCUUUGGCCAUCAAACCCCCACAGCAGAUGGCCAGAAAAGACAAGUCAUACCAUCGAAAAGAGGAGAAGCGAAAAGAUAAGAGGAGACGCAGGAGCCAUUCUGCAGAAGGAGCAGGAAAACAUAUGCGCACAAAAGACAAAGAAAAAGAGAGAGAUACUGAGCGAAGGAAGAGACCGUGGCAGGAGGACACCAAAGGUCGAAGAGAUUAUGAUCGACAGAAGAGAAGAGAUCAGGCCAGAGAUCACUCCCGUAGAGAGAGGUUAUCAGGGACAGUUACCAAAGAACUUACAUCACAGCUUGAAGAAUCGGAAUCGGUACUUGGUAUCGCCUGCAAAAAUCCUGAUCGGAGCAUCCCUAAUGUUAAUAAUAACUUAUGGCCCUUUAUGUCUGAUGUGGUUGGAAUGUUACCCUCUCGGCCUGAGAAAGAUCGUCUGGAGCAACUAGAACGACAGCGGGAACGAGAGCGAAAACUCCGUGAACAGCAGCAUAAAGAGCAGAGGGAACAACGGGAACUAAAAGAGAGAGAGAGAAGAGCAGAGGAACGGCGCAAAGAAAGAGACACUCGCAGAGAAGUAGCUGUGCCUUAUCAUAGAGGGGCUCCCGGUGAGGAGUAUGCUGAUAAAAGCCGGCCUCGACACCGUAGCCACAGUCGGAGUCCUAUUCGGCAACAGAGAGAGCCAAAAACAGAGAUCACCGAACAACGCAGAGCAGUACGAGAGGGGAAGAUGGAGGAUAAAGAUGUUCUGUCUGAUCUUCAGGAUAUUAGUGACAGUGAGAGGAAGACCGCUUCACCAGAAUCCUCACUGGGCUCUGGAUCUGAGGAGGAUGAUGAUGAUGAUGACGGUGAUGAGAAUGAUGAGGAAGAGUCCAGCAGUCAGAGUGAAGGAGAUGAAGAGGGCGAGUCAGCAUCAGACUCUGAAGGCUCUGAACAGAGUGGAGAUGAACGACUUUGCAGGCCGUUUACAUUGAUGGACAGCUACAAAACACACUCCAAUAAAGGUGAAUUAAGUGAUGAAGAACAGUCAGAAGAGGAAGAAGAGGACAGAGAGAAUGGAAAGCACAUUCCUCCUAUUCCAGAGUCAAGGUUUGAUCACGAUUCAGACGUAAGCGUUGAAGAAGGGGAGACCGAGGACGGUGAGGAGGCCGGAGAUGUUACGCCUCAGACUCCUUCUCAUUCAGCUACUCCAGAAGACAACUACGUUCCUGAAUCUCCUCCCAUCUCACCAGUCGAGCUGAAGAAAGAGCUGCCCAAAUACCUGCCCGCUUUACAGGGCUGUCGGAGUGUGGAGGAGUUUCAGUGUUUGAACCGCAUUGAAGAAGGCACUUAUGGAGUCGUAUAUCGAGCCAAAGACAAGAAGACUGAUGAGAUUGUUGCCCUGAAGCGACUGAAGAUGGAGAAAGAGAAAGAGGGGUUUCCAAUUACCUCACUCCGAGAGAUUAACACCAUCCUGAAAGCCCAGCAUCCAAACAUUGUCACCGUCAGGGAGAUUGUUGUGGGCAGUAAUAUGGAUAAAAUCUACAUUGUGAUGAAUUAUGUGGAGCAUGAUCUGAAGAGUCUAAUGGAAACCAUGAAGCAACCCUUCCUGCCUGGUGAGGUGAAGACACUGAUGAUUCAACUUUUGAGAGGCACACGUCAUCUUCAUGACAACUGGAUCCUUCAUCGUGACCUGAAGACCUCCAACCUUCUACUGAGUCACAAAGGCAUUUUGAAGAUUGGAGAUUUUGGAUUAGCUCGUGAGUACGGCUCUCCGCUCAAGCCCUACACUCCUGUGGUGGUCACACUGUGGUACCGUUCGCCUGAUCUGCUGCUGGGGGCAAAGGAAUACUCAACAGCUGUGGACAUGUGGUCUGUAGGAUGUAUAUUUGGAGAGCUUCUCACCCAGAAACCUUUAUUCCCGGGAAAAUCUGAAAUUGAUCAAAUUAACAAAAUUUUCAAGGACUUGGGCUCUCCCAGUGAAAAGAUCUGGCCAGGUUACAGCGAGCUGCCCGCAGUAAAGAAGAUGACUUUUACCGAAUACCCCUACAACAACCUCCGUAAACGCUUUGGAGCGCUGCUCUCCGACCAAGGCUUUGACCUCAUGAACAAAUUUCUGACUUACUGCCCCGCCAAGAGAAUCACUGCAGAUGAAGCCCUCAAGCACGAGUAUUUCAGAGAGUCACCGCUCCCCAUCGAGCCCUCCAUGUUUCCCACCUGGCCGGCUAAGAGCGAGCAACAGCGAGUGAAGAGAGGAACGAGCCCGCGCCCCCCAGAAGGAGGCCUGGGCUUCAGUCAGCUGGGUGACGAUGAUCUUAAGGAUACUGGUUUCCAUCUGACCACAGCUAACCAGGGCGCCUCUAAAGCUGGUCCAGGAUUCAGCUUAAAGUUUUGAUUGGCCAUCAGGCACUUUGAUUCAGAGCCAUGAGCGUUAUUUGAAUGAAUGACGUGAUGCUGAGACUCAUUUGAGAAUGAUUGAAAGAGAACAGCACACAGAGCUUCAUCCAGACAGACUCAUUUUUACUGGCACUGAGGACCUACAUGGAGGUUAAGACCUUCACAUUCCUGAUGCUCAUCUGAAUUAUUACAGUGCUCUGUUUUGAUUUGGGUUUUUUCUCUCUUAUGUUUUUAAUAAGCAGCAAAGCAGAGACCUUGUUUUAUUCUAAACUGUGCUGUCGAAAAUUGUAGUUGUGUAAUAAGGUCGAAACCCAUUUACGCUUUGACACAUGAAAAUGAAAUAAAACUGAUUAAAAAAAGUUCAGGUUGAUUUUCACACUAGAAAUGUUUCUCUAGAAGUAAAAGAUUUUAAUUCUGUUCUCAUCUAUUGCA
Molecule: messenger RNA, 3260 nt
Organism: Misgurnus anguillicaudatus (oriental weatherfish)
Lineage: Eukaryota; Metazoa; Chordata; Actinopteri; Cypriniformes; Cobitidae
Gene: cdk11b
Product: cyclin dependent kinase 11B
Biological process (GO): protein phosphorylation; regulation of mitotic cell cycle
Cellular component (GO): nucleus
Molecular function (GO): protein serine/threonine kinase activity; ATP binding
Source: RefSeq, a predicted model, not a curated record